AUGUCGCCGAAGGGCCGGCGCUGCCCGGGCGGCGGCGAUCCGCGGGGCGAGCGCGGCUUCGGCCGUUCCUCGCCGCGCCCUCCCACGCAGGACGAGCCGCGGCACGCGGGCCGCCUGACCUCCCUGCGCCUCAGGGAGCGGCGGCUGCAGCAGCCGCUGCUGAAAAGCUGCUGGCGACCGGCUGGCGCGGCGCGCGGGCCACAGCCUCCACUUCGCACAAUGGCGGGAAACAGGCGCCGCCGACCGCGCUGCCUGCGACCUGGGUGGAGCUCGUGCGGUAGCGAGGUGGGGGGGGUGGGGCGGGGGGCGACGGGUGCGCGCGGCGCGGCCCCGCGCGUGGAGGAGGGGCGACGGGCUCCUCGGGGGCGAGGCACUCGGCAGCCAUCUUGGAGUCUGGCAGAAGGCCGGCUCACGCCGCCGGGAGGAGACCGUCAGCGUGGAGCCGUGGGGUCGCGAGCCGCGGGCGGGUUUAUGCGGUUUGUCACCCAGCGCCAGCGUGGGCAGGGGAACUGCCGCCGUCGGGUUCAUGAACUCCCAGUAAGAGUCCUUGAGCAGUUCGAAGGCCUCGACAGCCCUGAAGCCCAAACUCAGGCCUCAGACUCGGCUCCGGGCCCUGCUCCUCCUCCUUUGCAGUCAGCCUUGCCCCCCCCAACACAGCAGCAGGUACUGGCUAGACCUGCAGGCCCCUUGGUGCAAACGCCACCGCCUUUUCUGCUUCAAAACCAAUAUGAACCUGUUCAACCCCACUGGUUCUACUGCAAGGAAGUAGAAUACAAACAACUGUGGAUGCCCUUCAGUGCAUAUGACUCUAUGAAUCUUGAAGAAAUCUAUAAUUCAGUCCAGCCAGACCCUGAGAGUGUGGUUCUGGGGACGGACGGAGGACGUUACGACGUUUACCUGUAUGACCGAGUGAGGAAGCCCGUGUACUGGGAAGAGGAGCCAGCCGAAGUGAGGCGCUGCACGUGGUUCUACAAGGGGGACACGGAUAGCAGAUUCAUUCCCUAUACUGAGGAGUUCGGUGAAAAGCUAGAGGCGGAAUAUAAAAAAGCUGUAACCACGAACCAGUGGCACCGCAGGUUAGAGUUCCCCAGCGGAGAGACGAUUGUUAUGCACAACCCAAAGGUUAUUGUCCAGUUCCAGCCUUCCUCAGUGCCAGAUGAAUGGGGGACCACACAGGAUGGACAGACGAGGCCCAGGGUUGUCAAACGGGGGAUUGACGACAGCCUGGACGAGAUUCCUGACGGAGAAAUGCCACAGGUUGACCAUUUAGUGUUCAUGGUGCAUGGCAUUGGACCUGUGUGUGACUUGCGCUUCAGAAGCAUUAUUGAAUGUGUGGAUGAUUUUAGGGUGGUUUCUCUCAAAUUGCUGCAGACACAUUUUAAGAAAUCUUUAGAUGAUCAGAAAGUAAGCAGAGUGGAAUUCCUUCCAGUUCAUUGGCAUAGUUCCUUGGGUGGGGAUGCCACAGGUGUUGACAGGAAUAUUAAGAAAAUCACUUUACCAAGUAUUGGUCGGUUCCGUCACUUUACCAAUGAAACCUUGCUAGAUAUUUUGUUUUACAAUAGCCCCAGCUACUGUCAGACGAUUGUGGAGAAAGUAGGCCUGGAGAUAAACCGCCUGCAUGCGCUCUUCAUGAGUCGGAACCCAGACUUCAAAGGAGGGGUCUCCCUGGCUGGUCACAGUUUAGGCUCUUUGAUACUGUUUGACAUACUGUCCAAUCAGAAAGAUUUGAGUUUAUCCAAGUCUCCUGGGCCUCUUGCUGUUGCUAACGGAGUCAUGAAACAGCCACAUUUUCCAGACAAGCAGAUGACUGAAGAGCCCAAGCUGACUUUGGAUGAGUCUUGUGAUCUUGAUGUUGAAAAUGAAGAAGCCCUAACUUUGAAAGAAACUCUGGAAGCACUUAGCCUCUCGGAAUACGUCAGCACUUUUGAAAAGGAAAAGAUUGAUAUGGAGUCUCUGCUUAUGUGUACCGUUGAUGACCUGAAGGAGAUGGAGAUACCCCUUGGGCCCCGGAAGAAGAUAGCUAACUUUGUAAAACACAAAGCAGCCAAACUGGAGCAGAAAAAAGCGGCAUCAGAAAAGAAGGCAGCGAUGGCCACUGCGACAAAAGAGCAAGAGGAGAGUGCUCAGAAGGCUAAAGAAACAGCUGCUCUCCCUUCAGAGUCGAACGGGUCGAAGCGGAAACUUCCAGUCGGUGCUUGUGUUUCCUCUGUGCACGUUGAUUACGAGUCUUUCGGAGUUGGCACCGGACAGGUUUCUGUUGUUUACAACUCCUUAGACUUUGAACCAGAGAUUUUCUUUGCCUUGGGAUCCCCAGUUGGUAUGUUCCUCACAAUUCGAGGAGUGGACAGGAUAGACGAGAACUACAGACUCCCUACCUGUAAGGGGUUCUUCAAUAUUUACCAUCCUCUUGAUCCGGUGGCCUAUCGAUUGGAACCUAUGAUCGUUCCAGAUUUGGAUUUGAAGGCAGUGCUCAUUCCACAUCACAAAGGCAGAAAGAGGCUUCAUUUAGAGCUGAAAGAAAGCCUCUCUCGCAUGGGAUCUGAUCUGAAGCAGGGUUUCAUUAGCUCCCUGAAAAGUGCCUGGCAGACCUUGAAUGAGUUUGCCCGUGCUCAUACCUCUUCAACUCAGUUGCAAGAAGAAUUGGAGAAGGUAGCCAAUCAAAUCAAAGAAGAGGAGGAAAAGCAAGCAGUUGAAGCAGAAAAGAUUGUUGAAAAUCCGGAUUUGCCUGAGGAUGAGGACCGCUCAGGAAAGGUGGGAAUGUUAAACGGGGGCCGCCGUGUCGACUACGUUCUUCAAGAGAAGCCAAUAGAGAGUUUCAAUGAAUAUCUUUUUGCACUUCAGAGUCACUUAUGCUAUUGGGAAUCUGAAGACACUGCCCUGUUAUUACUUAAAGAAAUUUAUAGAACAAUGAACAUCAGUCCAGAACAGCCCCAGCAUUGA
Molecule: messenger RNA, 2940 nt
Organism: Orycteropus afer afer
Lineage: Eukaryota; Metazoa; Chordata; Mammalia; Tubulidentata; Orycteropodidae
Gene: SEC23IP
Product: SEC23 interacting protein
Exons: 18
Coding region: 1-2940 (979 amino acids)
Biological process (GO): endoplasmic reticulum to Golgi vesicle-mediated transport
Cellular component (GO): COPII-coated ER to Golgi transport vesicle
Molecular function (GO): metal ion binding; protein binding
Source: RefSeq, a predicted model, not a curated record